Molecule: messenger RNA, 3018 nt
Organism: Gossypium arboreum
Lineage: Eukaryota; Viridiplantae; Streptophyta; Magnoliopsida; Malvales; Malvaceae
Product: MDIS1-interacting receptor like kinase 2-like
Exons: 2
Coding region: 97-2760 (887 amino acids)
Biological process (GO): protein phosphorylation
Molecular function (GO): protein binding; ATP binding; protein kinase activity
Source: RefSeq, a predicted model, not a curated record
CGAAGUAAUGAACUUGUUUAAAUUGGAUUAAGUUAUUACUAGGCUGGAAACCACUGACAUACACCAUUAUCAUAACCUACAGAAAUAAGCUCAAAGAUGGCUUCACCUGUUCAUUUCACUACCUUUGUUCUAUUUCAUGUUUUGAUUGCGGUCGUGGUUGCCAUUGGUCCAACUUUGGGUACUGGUUCAACCACAUUGGCGACAACAUCCUCCCUAGAGAUGGAAGCAGAAGCUCUCCUCCUAACUGGCUGGUGGCAUUGGGACGUCAAUCACACCCAGGAACAUUGCGAAUGGCAAGGUAUAUCAUGCAAUGAAGCUGGAAGCGUCACCCGCAUUGAUCGUCCAUGGUUAAAGCUUACUGGAAGCAUCCCGCCUCAAAUAGGUGCUUUCUCAUCCCUUAAGUACCUCAAUCUUUCUCUCAAUAAUCUAACAGGUGAGUUACCUCAAUCUCUUGGAAAACUUACACAUUUAAAAGGGCUCAGCCUUUCCAAUAACUCUUUUGAAGGUUCUAUCCCUUUAGGCUGGGGAAACUUGAAGAGUUUGAAACUGUUGGACCUAUCACAUAAUCAAAUUACUGGUCCUAUUCCUUCUACCCUGUGCAACUUAACAAACUUGAAACAGUUGGACCUAUCUGGAAACCAAAUUAUUGGCCCUAUCCCUUCUACCUUGGGCAACUUAACCAACUUAGAAUUGUUGAACCUAUCUGGAAACGAAAUUACUGGUCCUAUCCCUUCUGCCUUGGGUAAAUUAACCAAUUUAAAAGAGUUGGACUUAUCCUUUAAUCAAAUCACAAGGGCAAUUCCUCCAACUUUGGGUGGCUUAAACAAUUUGGAAUUUUUACACUUCACUUCAAACAAAAUUAGUAGUUUCAUUCCAUUGGAAUUAGGAAACAUGACGAGUUUGGUUGAAUUGCUUCUCAAUGAAAACAAGCUGAAAGGCUCAAUCCCUCAUGAAAUUGGAAACUUAAAGAAUUUGGUUGCAUUGAAUUUAAGUAACAACAAUCUCAAGCAUCGGAUUCCUCAAUCCCUAACUACUUUAUCCAAAUUGAGCUACUUGUACUUGGAUUCAAAUUUUCUACAAGGUCCAAUUCCUAGUGAAAUUGGAAACUUGAAGAAUUUGUUUGAAUUGAAUCUAAGUAAAAACAAGCUCAAUGGUUUGAUCCCUUCAUCACUAGCUAAUUUAUCUAGAUUGAGCUAUUUGUUCCUUGAUUCAAAUCUUUUAAAAGGUCCCUUACCAUCUCAAAUUGGGGGUUGCUUGCAAAUAUUGUCUUUGAGUAAUAAUCAUAUAAAUGGAAGCAUUCCCUCUGAAAUUUUCAGUUACGGUCGUCAUACUCUUAAUCUCAGUCAUAACUUCAUCGAGGGAGAAAUACCGCAUCAAUUUGAUAGCGAUGAUAACAUCAACAUUUUGGAUCUUAGCCACAACAACCUAACAGGCAUGAUUCCUGAUUUUUCGUGGCGGUUGGAAGAGCUCAAUCUGUCCUAUAAUUCUCUAGAGGGACCUAUUCCAGAAUACUUGAGUUCUCAGUUUUCAUCUGAUUCAUUUUGGGGAAACAAGUAUUUAUGUGGAAACCUACCAGAUUUCUCUCCUUGCCCUUCUACACCUAUCAACAAGUUAAAAAUUGUUGAAAUCAUUCUUCCAUUUCUCUGUUUUUUGGCCUUCUUGGCUUUAGGAGUUUUACUCUUCCUUAGAUCCACAGCCAAAGAUAACAUUCCUGAACCAAAUGUCACAAAAAAUGGAGAUUUGUUCUCAAUCUUGAACUUUGAUGGAAGAAUUGCAUUUGAAGAUAUCAUUGAGGCGACCAACGACUUUGACAUCCGAUACUGUAUUGGGAUUGGUGGUUAUGGUAGUGUUUAUAGAGCACAAUUACCAAGUGGAAAGAUUGUUGCCUUAAAGAAACUACAUCGUAGAGAAUCAGAGGUCCUAGCUUUUGAUAAGAGUUUCAAGAAUGAGGCAAAAAUGCUAUCAGAAAUACGACACAAGAACAUAGUGAAGCUUCAUGGAUUUUGUCUCCAUAGACGAUGCAUGUUUUUAAUUUAUGAAUACAUGGCUCGAGGGAGCUUAUUUUGUGUCUUAGCAGACGAUGUAGAAGCAAUGGAGCUGGAUUGGAUCAAAAGAGUCAAGAUAAUCAAAGAAACAGCAUGUGCUUUAUCUUAUCUGCAUCAUGAUUGCCACUCACCAAUAGUUCAUCGAGACAUAUCAAGCAAUAACAUUUUAUUGAACUCCAAUCUUGAGGCUUGUGUCUCGGAUUUUGGCACAGCUAGACUCAUUGAUCCUGAUUCGUCUAAUCAAACAAUGCUUGUUGGAACCUACGGAUAUAUUGCACCAGAACUUGCUUAUACUAUGGUUGUAACUGAAAAAUGCGAUGUUUAUAGCUUUGGAGUAUUGACACUUGAAACACUCAUGGGAAAGCAUCCUGGUGAACUCUUGGUGUCACUAUCGACAUCAUCUUCCAAGAAUAUGAUGUUAAGUGAUAUUUUAGAUCCACGCUUAUCGCUUCCAAGUGAUCGAAGAGUGGCAAAGGAUAUUGUUUUCGCUGCAGCAAUUGCCUUUGCUUGCUUAAGGUUGAACCCAAAGCUCCGACCAACAAUGAAGUGUGUGUCUCAAGAGUUUCUUUCCCGGAAAAGACUGGUAGCAGAUCGUCUUCAAGCUGUCUCUCUGUUGCAACUCAAGGACCAUGAUUUGUAUAUGGAUGAUGAAGGCAGAAUUCAAUCUCAGAAUUUGGGGGAAAUUGUUGAAAUUCAUGCUAGUUCUUCAACUUGAUUUUCAUCUAACAAUGCAAGGCAUCUUUGCGUUAUUUUAUCUUUUAUUCCAGUCUUUCCAUUCAAUAUCAAUACUUCUAGUAGUGAAUAGUGAUUUAGAAAUCAUGUCUUAUUAAUCAGUACUUUUACAGAAGUUCAUGGAGAUUAGCAACCAUGUUCUGCCAAUCAUUUUAACCUUGCCUAAUGAUUUUACCAUAAACAGAUGAAAGUAUAAACAAAAUCAUUGGAUAUUUGCAUAUAUUUGACAGAUUGUUGCGAA